AUGAAGGAACUUGACCCGGACGAGUCAAACCUUCUGUUCGAUAAUCAGAUAACAAUCCGGGAUGUGAUAGAACAAGGUCCGUUUUCAAAUGUGUACCGAAUACUACACGAGCCAUCGAAUCGGAAAUUUAUUAUGAGAUCAAUAAAUUUGGGCUUAUUCAAGAAACACACCGGAUUGGGGCCAGAAGAAGUCGACGAAGAAAUUCGGAUAUGUCAAAAUCUACAACAUCCUUACAUUUGUCGACUGGAGAAAAACAUCAUUAGUACAAACUAUCGACAUAUGAUCUUUGAAAAUAUAGAGGGGCAUGAUAUUUGUUUUGAAAUUGUUCAGAGAGCGAGUAGUGGAUUUGUAUUCUCGGAAUAUGUAGUGAGUCACUAUACAAAACAACUUCUAGAUGCGUUAGACUAUUGUCACAAUAAGAAAAUUGUUCAUAGAGAUGUUCGACCGCACAAUUUAGUUUUGGCGACGUAUGUUACGAAGAUUUCCGAGAAUCAAAAAAAUUCGAAUUUUAGAAAAGACACCUCGGCACCUAUGAAGCUAUGUGGAUUCGGAGUUGCAAAAGAUCUGUCAGAAAUAGGAGGCUCCCUGGCUUGCGGCCGCGUCGGCGUACCUCAGUUCAUGGCCCCAGAAAUAGUGCGAAAGGAUCGAGUGUCAUGCUCGUCGGAUAUCUGGUCUUCCGGUGUCGUCCUUUUUCUUCUACUCGCUGGGCGAUUACCUUUCACGGGCUCGACUUCCGAUAUCUACGAGAGAAUCAUGCACGCCGAUGUUGACGUUGACCGAUAUAUGCCCAAUAUAUCGGAAAGUGCUCGAAACCUCGUCCGUCGAAUGUUGUCUGCUGACCCCUCAAAACGAAUCUCGGCCAAAGAGGUAGUUGCACUGAACCACGAAUGGAUUAGAGACAAAGAGCAUAUGGCCAGUCGGAAGCAUAUGAAUGAUGUCAUUGAUCACAUGCGCAGAUAUAAUGAAUCCAGAAAGCUCAAGAGCAACGUGUUGUCGGCCGUCAAUAGUGGCAGGUUUGACGAGACGACUCCCCGGCUCGGCACGCCUCAAACCGCAUUCGUUGACGGAUCAUCGCCAGGUGGAGACUGCUGCCAACGUGGAGAAUCUACAUCCACUGAUGCCGCUGAGCCACCAGUGGACAAGGACUUAUCUGGAGCAUACAAGGUUCUGGGGAGCUUGGAUGCUAUCAACAGUCUACUUGACCCAGGAUCCUACAAACCCGGAAGUACUACAUUCCAAAAAAUUCAUGAUGAUGGAAGUGUCAGAAAUUUGCUAAGGUUGUAUGACAAAAUCAACGCGUUGCCGUGCGAGCCAGUGGUUACGGAGGUCGAUACGUCAACUCUUCGAAAAGAGACAGUUCUACAAAUCGACGGUCUUCUUGGUCCUAGUCCAGAAGCGUUGGAACUUCGACAAUUGCUCAACUCACGACAUUUAGCGAGUUGUGUUCAAGCUUUGGAUGUCGUUGUCUGUGAAAUCCGCGAUGCAAAAAAUGAAACGGGCGGUUCCGGUGACAAAGAUCCCAAUUGUGUCUCAAGUGAUCCUGCGCCAGCAUACUUAAACGGAGGCGUACUGCCAUUAGGUUCCCAGAGGGCCGGAACAUCCUACGAGCAUUUCAAUCAUUCGGCUGUCCACACGUCAUACGACGAAGAAGAGGAAGACUUGUACGACUGCAUGUCUCGGUUAAGGCUUGUUCAGUUCCAAAAGGAUACACAGGAGCCAAUGGGUAUCACGUUAAAGGUGAACGAGGAUGGAAGGUGUUUUGUGGCAAGGAUUAUGCAUGGUGGCAUGAUUCAUAGGCAAGCUACUCUCCAUGUUGGCGACGAGAUUCGCGAGAUUAACGGAAUGAGUGUUGCUAACAGAAGUGUAGAAUCGCUCCAGGAUAUGCUUCGUGAUGCACGAGGACAGGUCACAUUCAAAAUCAUUCCAUCCUAUCGAUCCGCGCCGCCAGCAUGCGAGAUUUUUGUUCGCGCCCAAUUUGACUAUGAACCAAUUCAAGAUGAUUUGAUUCCGUGUCCACAAGCAGGAAUUCCUUUCAAAACUGGGGACAUUCUGCAAGUGAUUUCCAAAGAUGAUCACAACUGGUGGCAAGCUCGAUUUGUGUCCUCAUUCCCAUCUAUAGGAAAUUCUUCUAAUGCGCAAAGAAGUAGCCAACAACAAGUCGCCGGUCUCAUUCCAUCUCCAGAACUUCAAGAAUGGAGGACUGCGUGUUUGGCAAUGGAGAGAUCCAAGAACUCUUGUAAUACUCAUUGCAUGUGGUUUAACAAAAAGAAGAAGUAUUACACGACAAAAUAUCUUCAAAAACAUUCGGCCCUGUUUGAUCAGCUGGAUUUGGUGACUUAUGAGGAGGUGAGCAAUGUUUUUAUUAGAGGUAAAAGUUUGAUUUAUUGUUUUCAGGUAAUGAGACUGUCUCAAUACCGUCGGAAGACACUCGUACUUCUUGGAGCUCAUGGAGUUGGUCGACGACAUAUAAAGAACACGCUGAUACAUAGACAUCCAAAUAGAUUCGCUUAUCCAAUUCCACGUAUGAAAAAUAAGAAAAACUAUUCAAAGAAUAUUAAACUUUCAGACACUACAAGGCCACCACGAAAAGAUGAGGUGGAUGGGAAACACUAUUAUUUUGUUACCAAUGAGCAGAUGAUGGCGGAUAUUCAGAACAAUGAGUAUCUGGAAUAUGGCACACACGAAGAGAGUAUGUAUGGAACCAAAUUGGAAACAAUCAGAAACAUUCAUAAAAGUGGAAAAAUUGCGAUUCUAGAUGUCGAGCCACAAGCUUUGAAGGUUCUCAGAACUGCUGAGUACUCUCCAUUUGUAGUGUUCAUUGCGGCUCCAAAUUUGCAAGGAAUGCAAGAUCCUGAUGGAUCUUUGGAGAAACUUCUGAACGAAUCAGAUGUUCUACGACAGGCUUUUGGCCAUCUUUUCGACUUCAUCAUCACCAACAGCGACAUCGACGACACAAUUUCUCAACUAGAACGAUUAGUCGAGAAACUUCCAGCUUACCCGCAAUGGCUUCCUGUCACUUGGGUCUACUGA
This is a messenger RNA of Caenorhabditis briggsae, 3030 nucleotides long. RefSeq names its product Protein CBR-LIN-2 (gene Cbr-lin-2). Bases 1 to 3030 code for a protein of 1009 amino acids. The record is from RefSeq and is a predicted model, not a curated record. Gene Ontology annotation, molecular function: ATP binding; signaling receptor binding; protein tyrosine kinase activity. NCBI's taxonomy places the organism in Eukaryota, Metazoa, Nematoda, Chromadorea, Rhabditida, Rhabditidae. Gene Ontology annotation, cellular component: cell-cell junction; plasma membrane. The transcript is spliced from 20 exons. Gene Ontology annotation, biological process: protein phosphorylation; regulation of neurotransmitter secretion.